Molecule: messenger RNA, 1554 nt
Organism: Lampris incognitus (smalleye Pacific opah)
Lineage: Eukaryota; Metazoa; Chordata; Actinopteri; Lampriformes; Lampridae
Gene: tmcc3
Product: transmembrane and coiled-coil domain family 3
Exons: 5
Coding region: 1-1485 (494 amino acids)
Cellular component (GO): endomembrane system
Source: RefSeq, a predicted model, not a curated record
AUGGCUAAAGUGGCCAUCGUCUUCUCACCAAUGGUUGCAGAAUGUGGUCAUGUCCUGGCAACAGACAGUCGCUUGCCAAAGCUGGCAGAGCGCAGCGGCUGUGAUGUCAACGUCCUCAGCAUCCCAGUGCCGAUGCGCCGUGGCGGCUCAGACUCCAACCUGGAUGUGGUGGACAGUACAAGCGAGGGUGGGGUGGGCCUGGACUUCACCAAGGGACCGCUGGGCAUCGACAGUCUACAGCAGAAGAUCCUCAAGGUGACCGAACAGAUCAAGGUACAGCAGACAGUGCGUGACCAGAACGUGGCAGAGUACUUGAAGCUGGUGAACAAUGCUGACAAGCAGCAGGUGUCGCGCAUCCGGCAAGUGUUUGAGAAGAAGAACCAGAAGUCGGCCCACGCCAUCGCCCGGCUGCAGAGGAAACUGGAGCAGUACCACCGCCGCAUGAAGGACAGCGAGAGCAAUGGCAAGCACGGCCACAAGGACGGCGGGGGCCACAAGGAGGCUGGUAGCCACAGCAAGGAGGGCAGCCUUCGAGACGUCAGUGCCAGCGGGCGCCACCCGGCCCUUGACAAGGUGAAGACCAUAGGGCCCGGCGUGUCGCUCUCGCCUCCUUUCCUCUUCAACAAGUCACGCGAGUUUGCCAACCUCAUCCGCAACAAGUUCGGUAGUGCCGACAACAUUGCUCACAUGAAGAGCUCAAUGGAGACGGGGGCGGGGCUCCAGGCGGAAGGCGGGGCCAGGGCUCUGAGCGGAAGUGCCACAACGGUGGCCAAAGCCUCCAAGUACGCUAGCGACGACGAGUGCUCCACUGGAACAUCCAUGUCAGCCGACUCCAACGGGAACCCAGUGGGGGGGUCGGGGGCGGGGUCUGGAGUCGGCGGUACGGGGAGGUCAGAUUCCCAUGGCCGGCUGGGCGAGGUGCUGGAGGUGGUCAAGGAGAUCAGGGAGGCCCAGGUGCAAAUGGCCGAGGACAUGGAGUCCCUGAAAUCCCAGUUCAAAAGAGAUUACAGCUACUUCACACAGACGCUCCAGGAGGAGAGAUACAGGUACGAGCGUUUGGAAGACCAGCUAAACGACCUGACAGAGCUUCACCAGCACGAGACCAGCAACCUGAAACAAGAACUGGCCAGCAUUGAGGAAAAGGUGGCCUACCAGGCUUAUGAGAGGGGCAGAGAUAUACAGGAAGCCCUGGAGUCCUGCCAGACGCGCGUGUCCAAGCUGGAGCUGCAGCAGCAGCAGCAGCAGACGGUGCAGCUGGAGAACACCGACGCCAAGGUGCUGCUGGGCAAGUGCAUCAACAUCAUGCUGGCCAUCGCCACGGUGAUCCUUGUCUGCGUCUCCACGGCGGCCAAGUUCGCCGCGCCGCUGCUGCGGAGCCGCGCCCACCUGGCGCUCACCUGCUUGGGCGUGUCCCUGCUGGUGCUACUCUGGAAGAACUGGGAGCAGUUGCAGUGUGCGUUCGAACACUUGGUUCUCCCACACUGAGCCGGGCUGCUUGCCUGCUAAUGUGAAAAGAAGCCACCCCCCACCCCCCAUUCCACCCCCACCCCCCAU